GAGAGAGAGAGAGAGAGAGAGAAAGGGUGCAUGACGAAGGAGGCUACGCCUCACACUUCCCCUCCCAUCCCUGUCUGCAGCGCCAGACAGCAUUGCACCGGCUGCUGUGUAGGCUGAAUGGAGGCUCAGGCAGACUCCAGUGCUGCAGAGCCUAACAGACAGAAAGACUUUCAGAAACUUCUCAAGUCGUCCAGCUCUGCUAGUCUCACUACUGAGGCGUCUCACAAUGCUGCAGGAGAGCAAGUCGGGACCCCCGGGCACCACUGCAGCCAGGUCCUGACCGCAGAGAGACGGCAGCCACUGAGCAGCGUGUCCUCUCUAGAGGUUCACUUUGAUCUGCUGGACCUGACAGAGCUGACUGACAUGUCUGAUCAAGAGCUGGGAGAAGUGUUUGCUGAUUCAGAUGAAGAGAAUCACAAUGAAUUGCCAGCAAAUCAUCAGCCACCAUUGCCUCGUUUCCCUCAUGGCGGUUACGUCCGAUCGCCCUCCUGGACCCGAGGGUGCAAAGGGGAGCAGCAACCCAGAGACAGGAAGCAUCACAGCGACUCAGAGAACACUGAGCCUUUGCUAAAGAUCGAGCGCUCCCAAUCGCAGCAGCCCUGAGCCACGGCCAGCUACGUGGGCUCAGAGAGGACAUGCCGUCCUUGUCUGGGGGAUGAAGAUUCCUUCCCAAGGAAGCGAUGAGGGAUCUCUGAAAGGACACAGAGACCCCUGCUCAAGAUACAGCGAUCUUUCUGCCUAAAAGAGGCAAAUUGAGCCAAUAGAUAACAUCAAAUGGUGAUAGAAGAGUGGGCUCUCCAGGAAAUGCAAAAUUUCUCCUCUAACCAGCAAUCAAUGGGAAAUGUAUCAGUGAUACAGUUAACCAGUUUUCAGCAUAGCUAUGUGACGAACUGGCAGCAUGACCUCAUGAAGCUUUCUGGCACAUUCGGUGUCUUCAAGGAUCAUUUUAAUGGAGAAGAACUGACCUAAGGCGCUGUCGAGAAGUGAUAUUUUAAUGUGUGAGGCAAUUCAUCAACAGCAAGUUUGUUCUACAAGUGGGACAAAAAACCUCACCUGCAUUAUCAUACACAUAGACUAGCUCCCGAAUUAUUUAAAAAACGGGGAGAAUUAUAUAAAAUUAGGAAGAGCAACCAGUUUAUGCCUAAACAUCAAAGCAAUUAUAUUUUUCAUCCAAAUAUUCCCACUAGUAUUCCUCUACGUGUUUUGAGUCCUAAAUUCAAAUUCAAAUUGAAAAGAUUAAAUGAACAACAUGCCAUUCAAUUGUGUGAAACUUUUUCACUUGAGCAUUUAUAAAACAGUAUGACAGUUACAGGUUAUUACAGGGUUAAAUGUUACGCAUGUUUAAAACAGGGUAUGACAUUAUACAUGAAGAAAUGAUGACAGGUAAAACAGGCAAACCAACCUAAAUGAA
This is a messenger RNA of Pangasianodon hypophthalmus (striped catfish), 1411 nucleotides long. RefSeq names its product dysbindin domain containing 1 (gene dbndd1). Lineage: Eukaryota; Metazoa; Chordata; Actinopteri; Siluriformes; Pangasiidae. Gene Ontology annotation, cellular component: cytoplasm. Gene Ontology annotation, biological process: negative regulation of protein kinase activity. The record is from RefSeq and is a predicted model, not a curated record. The transcript is spliced from 4 exons. The coding region runs from base 118 to 603 and encodes 161 amino acids.